Elephantulus edwardii (Cape elephant shrew) is the source of this 2572-nucleotide messenger RNA. It is a transcript of the gene FGF7, whose product is annotated as fibroblast growth factor 7. Lineage: Eukaryota; Metazoa; Chordata; Mammalia; Macroscelidea; Macroscelididae. Gene Ontology annotation, cellular component: cytoplasm. The coding region runs from base 549 to 1133 and encodes 194 amino acids. The transcript has 4 exons. Gene Ontology annotation, molecular function: type 2 fibroblast growth factor receptor binding; growth factor activity. Gene Ontology annotation, biological process: positive regulation of DNA-templated transcription; positive regulation of epithelial cell proliferation; fibroblast growth factor receptor signaling pathway. The record is from RefSeq and is a predicted model, not a curated record.
AGUUUUAAUUGCUUCCAAUGAGGUCAGCAAAGGUAUUUAUUGAAAAGCUCGGAAUAAAACGCUCCACACACAUACACACAAGCACACACUCGCUCACACAGAGAGAAAAUCCUCUUGCCUGUUGAUUUAUGGAAACAAUUAUGAUUCUGCUGGAGACUUUCUCAGCUGAGAAAUAGUUUGUAGCUACAGUAGAGAGGCUCAAGUUGCAGGAGGCAGACAACAGACAUGGAAUUCCUGUGUAUCCAGCUGUUAUCAACAGAACAAAAGUCAAGUAGCAAACAACAUUGCAGCAACUGAGUUUACUACAACCUGUUUUUAUUAGGAUAUACCAACAGAGAGUUGUUUUUGUUUUUGGUUUUAAAGGAGGAAUACUGCUUUGCUAUCAAGAACUAAAAGGAUAAGGCUAACAAUUUGCAAAGAGCAACUUCUCUUUCUUAAAUCAAUCUACAGCUCACAGACAGGAAGAGGUCAAUGACCUAGAAGAAACAAUCAACUCAAGAUUUAUUUCUCAUUAUGUUAUUCAUGAACACCCGGAGCACUACACUAUAAUGCACAAAUGGAUACUGACAUGGAUCCUGCCAACUUUGCUCUACAGAACGUGCUUUCACAUUUUCUGUCUAGUGGGCACCAUAUCUUUAGCUUGCAAUGACAUGACUCCAGAGCAAAUGGCUACAAAUGUGAACUGUUCCAGCCCCGAGCGACAUACAAGAAGUUAUGAUUACAUGGAAGGAGGGGAUAUAAGAGUGAGAAGACUCUUCUGUCGAACACAGUGGUAUCUGAGGAUUGAUAAACGUGGAAAAGUAAAAGGGACCCAAGAGAUGAAGAACAAUUACAAUAUCAUGGAGAUCAGGACAGUAGCAGUUGGAAUUGUGGCAAUCAAAGGGGUGGAGAGUGAAUAUUAUCUUGCAAUGAAUAAGGAAGGAAAACUCUAUGCAAAGAAAGAAUGCAAUGAAGAUUGCAAUUUCAAAGAAUUAAUUCUGGAAAACCAUUACAAUACAUAUGCAUCAGCUAAAUGGACACACAGUGGAGGAGAAAUGUUUGUUGCAUUGAACCAGAAGGGGUUUCCUGUAAGAGGGAAAAAAACAAAGAAAGAACAAAGAACAGCCCACUUUCUUCCUAUGGCGAUAACCUAACCCUGGGUAGCAUAUAAGAAACCAGUUCCAGCAGGGAGAUUUCUUUUAAGUGGACUGUUUUCUCUCUCCUUUUCUUUUCUUUUUCCUUUUUUUUUUUUUUUUUAAGUAACCAAGAAAGGCUGGAAAACUACUGAAAAACUGAUCAAGCUGGACUUGCGCAUUUAUGUUUAUUUUAAGAGACUGCAUUAAAGAAAGAUUUGAAAAAUAUACACAAAAAUCAGAUUUAGUAACUAAAAGUUGUAAAAAAUUGUAAAACUGGUUGUACAAUUAUGGUGUUAGUAAUAGUAAUUUUUUUCUUAAAUUAAUUUACCCUUAAGAGUCUGUUAGAUUUGAUUAUCUGAUAAUGAUUAUUUAAAUACCCCUAUCUGCUUAUAAAAUGGCUGCUAUAAUAAAAAUAAUAAUGCAGAUUAUCUUAUAUAAAAUAUGUCAGACCUAGAGGCUGCUGGAAUGAUUUGUCGGAUAAUCACAUUAACACUAACUAUGGAAGAAGAACAGUAUUUGAGGUGUUUUCUUGUAAGAAACAAUCUAUUGAAACUAAAAAGGAAGGAAUAAAAUUAUCAAAUAAUUCUAGUAUGGAACUGAAUCAGACAGGUAGUUUUUGAAAAGUAGAGGAUUAAGACAUGCUUUUAUCUAUCAAUAGAAAAAGAUUCCUAAUGUUGCUCAGACUGAAAAAAUAUUGUUAAAAUGAUGUUUUUAAAAAAUCUUGUAUAUAAAAUAGCAAUGAUGGUAAUACUGUACUUCAUCUCACUUGCCAUAAAAUAGCAUUUUAUAAACCCUGAAAGUAAAAACCAGAAAUCUUUUUUUCAAGUAACAUAUCUUUAGUAUAAUUCAUAUUUGGGAUUAUGGCUUUUAAUAACAUUAUCCCCACAAAUAUUCAUGCUUUUCCCCUGUGGUUACAGCAUUAAACUCUAUUUUAAGUUGUAUUUGAACUUUAUUGUUUUUUGUUAUUUAAGUUUAUGUUAUUUAUAAAAAGAUAAUCCUACUAUGCUGUAUCUGUUUCAUAUGCUUUCAAUUCUAAAGGAAUAACAGAACCGUCUGACUCAACUGUAUAGUCUCCCUCCCUCUCAUGACUGACACCAAGUCUAACACAUAGCACUUGGUCCAACAAAUCCUGGAUAGCAGACAAAAAUGACAGCCGACAGCAACGCUUACAAUAGAUGUCUUUCAAGGAACAAUGCAAAAAUGUGAAAAAUGUUUUGUCACAUACUCUUGCCAAUUAACUUGGAUCAUAUAAGUGAAAUCACUGCAGAAAAAAAGGACUUAGGAGAUCUUAGAAGUUAUAAUAUAUUUAAGUUCAUGAGUAGAAAAUAUAUUUCAAAAAUAUGCCUAUUUAAAAUUAGUAACUCUUUUAAAGCUCUAAGAAUUCCUGCAAUCCAAAAGAUGGCAGCAUUGAAAGAUUGAAAGUUGUUUUCCUGUUAGACAGCAAACACAUGGUGCCC